AGCAGUGCCGGCCGAGGUCGAAGAUCCGGCCGCAGAAAACCCAUAGUUGGGGAAAAUGGCGAGACGCAAAAGUGACCCCCCGAAGGUGUUGCAGCAGCUGCCUCACCGGAUAAGAGAGGAUAGCCCCCGGAACCGGCGGCCGCCGCUCAAAAAGAAAAAACGCCAACCCGCGGCUGCGGUCGCCGCUCAGAACCAGAGCUAGAAGCCUGCUUAAAAUGGUACGGAUACUGGGUUUUGAGGUCGUUGCCAAGGAGUUGGUAAAGGAGCAGCUGGAACUUGAAGUGAGUGUGGUGGCGGCGCAGCCCAAACGUGGCCACAAAAAGGCAAUGAAGACCACGGUGGCACCGGUGAAAGACCAUAGAGAAACUGAUGCAGCUUCCCCUUCCAAAUCCAGCAGCAGCAGCUCUGGCCAAACGAGGGCGCAAGAAGAACAGCCGAAACGGAGGCUGCUUCAGCAAUUUUCUGGACGUAGCGGCCCCGGAAUUCGUCAUGAAGAUCAAGGUGAACGCCGGGACGGAAAAGCAGAUCGGCGUGACGGUUGGAGAUCGCUGAGGUUAUCGACGAGAUGA
Molecule: messenger RNA, 569 nt
Organism: Culex pipiens pallens (northern house mosquito)
Lineage: Eukaryota; Metazoa; Arthropoda; Insecta; Diptera; Culicidae
Exons: 2
Coding region: 216-569 (117 amino acids)
Source: RefSeq, a predicted model, not a curated record